GUGAGGGGGACGAUCCCGGCGCUGCAACACGGUAGGCAGGGCCAGCAUUUCCGUAAUGAUCAUCAUAUGUCAAGGAAGCAAUGUUUUCCUCAGUUCAGCUGCUGUGACGGACCUUAUCGGCUCCGGACGGACCGCUCGCCAUUUUAAUCUGUCAUUUGAGGAAUUACACGUUUAUAUAUCCAUCAUACGGCGUUUCUAUACGGUGACACAGAUCUCCACGAUGAUGGACAUGGAGGUGAUGCAUUCCAGUCAACAGGACAUGAACCUGAUUGACAUCCUGUGGAAGCAGGAUAUUGAUCUGGGUGCCAGGCGCGAGGUGUUUGACUACAAUCACCGUCAGAAGGAACAUGAGCUGCAGCGGCAGCGCGAGCUGGAGGAAGAGAAGAGGCAGGAUCUGCUGCGGGAGCAGGAGAAGGCGCUGCUGGCACAGCUACAGCUCGACGAGGAGACGGGGGAGUACAUACCAUGCCCGCCGACCAGCGCCCCGCUGCAGACGGCCGUCACGCCUCUCGAGGUUACACAGAAUGUCAGCUUCACAGAGGGGAACGGUGAGACCAUGUCUUUUGCUGAGUGCUUGCAGCUGCUGGCAGAGACGUUUCCUGUAGAGGAAGCUGAGAACUCCUCAGUUUGCUUGGACACACCUGCUGUUUCAGCACCCAUGAUGCCCCCGGAGCAGCCAGCCGCGACGCCGGCCGCCCUUUCCCCACCGUCACCACCACACCAACAGAGGAUGGUCCCGGAUCUGGAGCAGGCCUGGAUGGAGCUUUUGUCCCUCCCUGAGCUGCAGCAAUGCCUGAGCAUGCAAAUGGAGGAUACACUGGAGACCACGACUUAUCCUCUUCCAAACAGCUCGGACAUCCAGAAUCCAAACUACACUUUUUACCCCAUGGCUGACCUCACAGAGGGGGAAACAAACAAUGUCAACGUUUGUCCGGCAGAGUUUAUGAAUACUCUUAAUGGCUCUGUUACCAGUGUGGCUCCAGCAGACACCAUCUCCCAGAUGAAAGCAGCAGAGGAUCCAGUGUUAAAUACUAACUUCAGUGCAGAACAUUUCUGUGACAUUUUUUACCCCAAUGCUAUUGUGGAAGAGAGCAGUGGGCAGCAUGGCCUUGAAGGAAAUGAAAUGAAAACCAUCUCUGAUACCCAAAACAAGCCUUCUUUCACUCCACUGGACCUUUACAGCCUCUCGCCUGGUGAUGCAUUUGAAAAAGGCAAACCAAAUGUGAUGGCAGAAUUGCCGGACUCAGAUUCAGGAAUCUCUUCAAACACAAGUCCGAAUUCGAGUUCCCCCGGGAAGUCUGUGUAUGGAGAUGGCUCCUUUAUUUACAGUGAUUCAGACAUGGAGGAGAUGGACCAGAACCCUGGCAGUGCAGAAUCUGAUUACUCAGAGAUGUUCUCCAUUAAUUUCCAACCUGAUGAUCUUCUGCCUGCAUUUUCUGUUUAUUCUAUAACAGGGCAGUCUGAUCAGCUGGAAAAGAAACCCAAACACCUUAAGACCGACCCAGCAGAGGAGAGCGGUCACAACAAUGCUCCCUUCACCAAAGACAAGCUGAAGAAACGCUCUGAUGUGCGUCUCUCCAGAGACGAGCAGAGGGCUAAGGCCCUCAAAAUCCCCUUCACUGUAUCGAUGAUUAUCAACCUGCCCGUUGACGAUUUCAACGAGCUGAUGUCAAAGCACCAGCUGAACGAGGCUCAGCUGGCCCUGGUCCGAGACAUACGGCGCCGCGGCAAGAACAAAGUGGCUGCCCAGAACUGCCGCAAACGCAAGAUGGAGAGCAUAGUGGGUCUGGAGAGCGACCUGGACUCACUGAAGGAAGAGAAGGAGCGUCUGCUGGACGAGAAGAGCCAGAACGCUGCAGACCUGAAGGAAAUGAAGCAGCAACUCAACAGCUUGUACCUGGAGGUCUUCAGCCAGCUGAGAGACGAGAAGGGACAUUCAUACUCGCCGUCUGAAUACUCCCUCCAGCAGUCCACCAACGGCAGCAUCUUCCUGGUUCCUCGUGUGAAAAAGACUUUUAUAAAGAGUGAAGACAAACACUCAUCUCCUUAAUAGUAUGGUACUGCAUUAUUCUAGUAAUACUAUGCAAUAACUUUGUAGACGCUCAGCUUUGAAGCAUUACUUGCUUAGCAGAACUAUUGUAUAGUUUUUGCGCACUUCUCUUGAAUGUAAUAUUUUUGAUAUUUUACUUUUGUACUCUGAUAUCGUCAAAGAUUCUUUAACAAAUAUCGUUUGUAAAUAUAAACAUCACUUGCUAUUGAGAUU
This is a messenger RNA of Labrus bergylta (ballan wrasse), 2263 nucleotides long. It is a transcript of the gene nfe2l2a, whose product is annotated as nfe2 like bZIP transcription factor 2a. Gene Ontology annotation, molecular function: RNA polymerase II cis-regulatory region sequence-specific DNA binding; DNA-binding transcription factor activity, RNA polymerase II-specific. Gene Ontology annotation, cellular component: nucleus. The record is from RefSeq and is a predicted model, not a curated record. Lineage: Eukaryota; Metazoa; Chordata; Actinopteri; Labriformes; Labridae. Gene Ontology annotation, biological process: cellular response to oxidative stress; regulation of transcription by RNA polymerase II.